Messenger RNA from Aureobasidium namibiae CBS 147.97, 1560 nucleotides. Its product is annotated as putative prenylcysteine lyase. The record is from RefSeq and is a predicted model, not a curated record. The transcript has 2 exons. NCBI's taxonomy places the organism in Eukaryota, Fungi, Ascomycota, Dothideomycetes, Dothideales, Saccotheciaceae. Gene Ontology annotation, biological process: prenylated protein catabolic process; prenylcysteine catabolic process. Gene Ontology annotation, molecular function: prenylcysteine oxidase activity. Bases 1 to 1560 code for a protein of 519 amino acids.
AUGAAAUUCCAACGCAUCCUCGUGACUACAGGCUGUCUUGUGUACGCGCCGUCAGCACAAGCCUUCCACGACCAGGUCGUUCUCGAGGAUACGGUCGCCUCCUUGCAAGUGCCAAAGAAUGUCGCUAUCAUUGGCGCUGGAAGUGCAGGCUCAUCUACUGCCUAUUUCCUGCAGCGAUACAGUCAAGAGCGAGGUAUCCCCUUGAAUAUUACCGUUUACGAGCGUGAUGGCCAUAUUGGUGGUCGUUCAACAACUGUCGGUGUAUAUGGAGAUGAUCAAAACCCUGUCGAGCUCGGUGCAUCUAUCUUUGUCGAGGUAAAUCACAAUCUAGUCGAUGCUGCUAAAGAGUUCAACCUCUCGACCUCCGGCAUUCGCGAGCUUAGCGCAGAAGGUCCAGUAUUGGGCAUAUGGAACGGAAGAGAGUUUGUUUAUACACAGUCUUCUGGAGGGAGCUGGUGGGAUACCGCAAGACUCUUCUGGAAGUACGGCCUCGCGCCCGUCAAAACCGUGAGACUGAUGAAAGCUACCGUCGGAAAGUUCCUCAAGAUGUACGAAGAGCCAUAUUUCCCCUGGGAGUCGCUGUCACAAGUAGCCUAUGAUCUUGGCCUUACUACUGCUACUGCCUCCACUGGUGAACAGUUUCUGGAUCAAAAUGGAAUCGGCAAGCUGUUCGCCCAGGAUAUCAUACAAGCGAGCACAAGAGUGAACUAUGCUCAAAACCUGCCUUUGGUACACGGACUGGAAGCAAUGGUCUGCAUGGCGACUGACGGGGCACAAGCAAUCGAAGGAGGCAACUGGCAAAUAUUCUCGAAUAUGCUCGAGGCGUCUUAUGCGACCGUCCAUCUCAACCGCACUGUUGAUAAGGUCGAGAAACUCCGGGACGGUGCAUUCAUCCUAUCGACGAAACAAACAGGUUCGUCUGCAACACUUUACCAUCAGAAGUUCGAUGAGGUCGUCCUGGCAGGACCAUAUCAAUACUCGGACAUCAAUUUUGAUCCGAAGCCUCGUCAUGUGCCAGACCCAAUUCCGUAUGUACAGUUGCAUGUCACACUGUUCACAUCAAAGCACAAGCUCUCGCCACUAGCCUUCAACCUUUCGCCAGAUGAUCUGGUCCCUCAAGUGGUUCUAACCACUCUGCCUGAAGGCGAACAUUAUGGCAGUAACCCAAAAGGAGUGGGAUCGCCCGGAUUCUUCAGCAUUUCGCUUUUGCGUCCUAGCAUGGACACACGUGGAGGCAAAGACGAGCUUGAAUAUUUGUACAAGAUCUUUUCGCCUAGUCCUCUCAACGCGACAUUCAUGGCCAACAUACUUGGGCUGCCUGAACCCGAGGCAAUCAGCAGAGACGAUGUCAGCUGGAUGUACCGAAAGGUGUGGAACAGUUAUCCAUACGAGUAUCCGAGAGUGACGUUUGAAGAACUGCAGUUGGAUGAGGGAUUAUGGUACACCUCAGGUAUCGAGAGCUUCAUAAGCACGAUGGAGACAAGCAGUCUGAUGGGAAAGAAUAUUGCCAAGUUGAUGGUAAAUUCCUGGGAAAGUCAGAACUCUGGCAGAACCAUGUAG